AUGGCGUGCUUGUUAGUGGUUGCUUUGGCGGAGAAUAACCUGGAGGAGAGGAUGCUAUGGGCAGGGUCUGACACAGGGACUCGCGUGGAAAGAGAAACCUACAAAAAAUAUAUUGUUUGGGCACUUAAGGCUUUUGACAUCAAUGAAGAAGAAUACACUGAAAAUAACAAGGCAAAUAAGGAUGAGAAACGUAAUGAUGGCAGCACACCUCUACAUGAUGCAGCCUACCAUGGACAGAGGGAGGUUGUUGAGGUGUUAUUACAGAACAAGGCCAAUGUGGAUGAAAAACCCUACCACGGUCAUAGGGAGGUUGUGGAGGUGUUAUUACAGAACAGGACAAAUGUGGAUGAACAACGUAAUGAUGGCAACACACCUCUACAUCUUGCAGCCUACCAUGGACAUAGGGAGCUUGUGGAGAUGUUAUUACAGAACAAGGCAAAGGGUGACAACCGAUGGCCAGUUUCUUAUGAAAUCAUCGUCAAUUCCACACGGAAGCUAUAA
Molecule: messenger RNA, 501 nt
Organism: Haliotis rufescens (red abalone)
Lineage: Eukaryota; Metazoa; Mollusca; Gastropoda; Lepetellida; Haliotidae
Product: alpha-latrocrustotoxin-Lt1a-like
Exons: 4
Coding region: 1-501 (166 amino acids)
Molecular function (GO): protein binding
Source: RefSeq, a predicted model, not a curated record